AUGAACACUCGAGGGAACCUUGCGAGAGCUCUUAAAGCUAGCGACUCAAGCCGUCUCGAUCAGUUAGAAAGAAUGAUUGAGCAAUUCUUCACGGCAGCCCAAGCUGAAAGGCAACAACCACCACCUCCACAGAACCCACCUCAAGUAAUUCCACCACCACCUCAAGUACAACAACAACCGACUAACAAUGCCCAGGGCCCACAGUUGGGGAAUGUGGCACAACCUCAACGGGAAGAUCUCAACUUGAAGAAAUUCUUGAAGCUGAAACCUCCAACCUUCCCGGGAGGAAUAGACGCCGAAAGGGCUGAUGCUUGGGUCGCAGAGCUAAGAAAGAUAUUUAUAGUUAUGCAUUGUACAGAAACCCAGAAAGUUGGACUAGCCACAUAUUUACUGCAAGGAGAAGCUCAGCAAUGUUGGGAGAUGAAGGAAGAGACUGAGCCGACAGUGACUUGGGAUCGAUUUCUGGUCGUCUUUCGAGAGAAAUACAUACCUCAGUCCGUCCAGGAUGCAAAGUGUGUGGAGUUUUAUCGACUGAAGCAGUGGGGACAGAUGUCAGUGACUGAAUACAAAGCAGAAUUCACCAAGCUAUCACAGUACGGGAAACAGUUGAUUAGCACAGAAAAUCUAAAAGCUCGAAGGUUCAAAGAGGGACUCCAUCCCGACAUCCGUGAUGUCAUACUGCCAAUGCGAUUGGUUACAUACGCUGACAUAGUUGAUCAUGCCAUGAUCGUGGGGAAGAAUGUCAACAGCAGAAAGAAGUUCACUGAGAAGAAAAAACGUCGUUUUGACAACUUUUAUGGGAAGAAGUCAAGUGAUUUUCCUCCCAAAAAACAGAAUGCGGGACCAUCCAAUGUUGGGAGGCAGAAUGACAAUCGGGGCAACAAGGUGCCUAAGUGUAACACUUGCGGUAGCUUUCAUUCAGGAGAAUGUCGCAAAGCUAUUAGAACUUGCUUUAACUGUGGUGAUGGGGGACACAUGAAAAUGAAUUGUCCUAAAUUGGUGCGAACUGGAGCGAAUGCGGUACCACUAGAGAGAAACAUGGUGCAGGCAACUGGGGCAGAACCAAACUUAGUGAGCAAUCAACGACAAGGCAGAGCUUUUGCCUUAAUACCAGGAGACAUGCAGAACACAGAAAUGGUAGUUGCAGGUAACUUGUUUUACUGUUCAUUAUCGGCUUAUGCUCUUAUAGAUUCCGGAUCAACACAUUCAUUCACUGCAUCGCAUUUUGCCAUGAGACUACCUAAGAAACCCAAACCCCUUGGUUAUGAUUUGAUUGUUUCUCAGCCCAUGAGUGGCAGUAUUUGUUGCUCAACUGUACAUAGAAAUUGUGAUGUGUGUUUCGAUAAUAAUCAUCUGACAGUCGGCUUGAUUCUCAUGGAGAUGGGUCACUUCGACGUUAUCUUUGGCAUGGCUUGGCUGUCUGCCAACAACGCCAUUAUUGACUGUGCACAUAAGUGUGUUGAGUUUCGAAUCCCGGGUCAUGUGGACUUUUGUUUCACGGGGGUUGGCAUAGUUCUACCUCCGUAUUUAGUAUCCACGGCUCAAGCCCGACGACUUCUGAGGAAGGGUUGUCAUGGGUUUUUGUACAGCAUCUCGUCGUCACCAGUAGAAGAUACGAAGAUAUCUGUUAUUCCUGUGGUUUGA
Messenger RNA from Camellia sinensis, 1644 nucleotides. Lineage: Eukaryota; Viridiplantae; Streptophyta; Magnoliopsida; Ericales; Theaceae. The record is from RefSeq and is a predicted model, not a curated record.